Messenger RNA from Strongylocentrotus purpuratus (purple sea urchin), 7286 nucleotides. It is a transcript of the gene rasgrp3, whose product is annotated as ras guanyl-releasing protein 3. The record is from RefSeq and is a predicted model, not a curated record. Gene Ontology annotation, molecular function: guanyl-nucleotide exchange factor activity; calcium ion binding. The transcript is spliced from 15 exons. NCBI's taxonomy places the organism in Eukaryota, Metazoa, Echinodermata, Echinoidea, Camarodonta, Strongylocentrotidae. Bases 9 to 2447 code for a protein of 812 amino acids. Gene Ontology annotation, cellular component: plasma membrane. Gene Ontology annotation, biological process: positive regulation of GTPase activity; Ras protein signal transduction.
UAGGAGUCAUGAUGCAAGAAGCCAGCAGCCCGCGGCGUAAGAAACCGCUCUCGCCGACCUUUGACACCAUGGAAGAUGAUAAGAGCGCCAUCGCUGGUCUCAACCUGCGGAGCGCUCCCAUGGACAAACUAGCCAAUACCUGCGUGGAUUGCUUUGAUGAGCAUGGUUCGUUAGUGGAGGAGACGGCAUUUCCGAGGGUCCUGUUUCUCAUGCACAAAUGGAUCAUGACAUCAGAAGAACUGGGAAAGCAGUUCAAGAUUCUAUAUCAGAGUUGCUCCAAGGCAUCGUGCACUAGGAAAUCUUGCUCACAUUCUGCAGAAGACAACGAAUGCCAUGUCAAUGCCAAGAAGAGGAGGAUAUGCCAUGCAUUAAAGUUCUGGAUUAAUAAUUUCCCCAUGCACUUUGACCUGGACAAGGGCCUGGCAGGGGUCAUGAGUCAACUCCAGAAAAUCAUCCAAUCAGAAGGGAACACACAACUUAAACAAGUUGUUGAUAUUUCAAAUGUGCCAUCGUAUGACUGGAUGAGGGUGAUAUCCGUAAGGAACCCAUCGGUACGGACCAAUAGGAAGGUCUCACUGGUCUUCAAUCAUCUAGAACCCAAGGAGCUGGCGGACCAUCUCACAUUCCUGGAAUAUAAGAUCUUCAGAAGAUUAAAUUUUGCUGACCUGAAGAGUUACGCCCUUUCUGGUCAGCUGAAGGACAACUUAAAGCUGGAGCGGUCCAUUGGUCUCUUCAAUGGCCUUUCACUGUGGAUAGAAUGCAUGGUACUAAGUAGACACACUCCCAAGCAGAGGGCAGAGGUCAUUACAAAGUUCGUACAUGUGGCAAAGAGGUUACGGCAGCUGAAUAAUUUCAAUACCUUGAUGGCUGUGGUAGGAGGUCUGAGUCACAGCUCCCUGGCAAGGUUACGCCAGACGACUGCUCAUGUCUCGUCAGAAACGCAGAAAAUCAGCACAGAGUUGUCGGAAAUGUUAUCAUCUGCAAGUAACUUUAGCAACUAUCGCAAGGCUCUAGCAGAGGCCAGAGGAUUCAAGAUUCCAAUCUUAGGGGUGCAUUUGAAGGACCUGAUCCUCCUCCACACGGCGCUCCAGGACAAGACGGAAGACGGUCACAUCAACAUGCGUAAGAUGGCCCAGCUCUCUCUGACCUUCGUUGAGCUGAUGCAGCUACAGAACUGCAAACCACCCCUAGCAGCCAACAUGGACCUUGUCAACAUGCUCAGGGCUUCGUUGGAUCUACAGUACACAGAGGAUGAGAUCUAUGAGCUAUCCCUGGCAAGAGAACCAAGAAAUUCAACCAGUACUCCCCCUACUCCCACCAAGCCAGCCGUGUUUGCGGAGUGGGCAGCCGGUGUGGUGCGGCAUGCUGACCAAGAAUCCAUCGCCAAACAUGUGACUGCUAUGGUAGAGGCUGUGUUCAAGAAUUAUGACUUGGAUAAGGAUGGUUACAUCACAUACACUGAGUUCCAGAGUAUAGCGACCAGCAACUUCCCCUUCAUGGGCUCAUUCUGUGUACUGGAUGCAGAUCGGGAUGGCCUGAUCAGCAAGCAGGAGAUGCAGUCGUACUUUGUGCGAGCCCACAGCCUGGCUCUCAGCACCAGCUUCAAGCAUAACUUCAGCGUUCACACCUACUUCAGCCCGACCUUUUGCGUCCACUGCACCGGCCUCCUCUGGGGCCUCAUCAAGCAGGGCCACAAGUGCAAGAUCUGCGGCGUCAACGCCCACAAGCACUGCAAGGAGAGGGUGGUCAUGGAGUGCAGGAGCAAGAAGUCUCUAGGUCUUAACGGCAGCAUGAUCUUGUCGUCGACUGGCACUCAGUCGCCUACCGGGAGCUCCCUGCAACGGAGGCAUACUAUGGAUGGUGGAGGAGGUCCUUUUGUCAAUGGCAUGAAUGGCAUGAAUGGGCUUAAUGGGCAUAAGGAGACCAAUGGCACAGGUAAAACUAAGAACAUGUCAUGGGAGGACAAGAGACGCAUCUCACUCCGGCAGAAGACAUGCCUGAUCGAGACCGCCACCCAGACCGAAGACCUCAUCCCAAACACCCCUCCAGACUCGGACAAGGAGUCGGAAGAACAAGACAUCGAGGUCGACCAGGUGCACGACCAGGGGCACGACCAUGGGGGAAUCAUAUGCGAUGGACGGAGGUUGAGUGAACUCAGUGAGGACGAGAGCACAAGUAGUUUUGGCGAUCACGGGAGCACGGCAGGAAGCGACUCGAGCGUGUUCUUGAGGUCGCCCAAACCCGGCAUGAAAGAUAAAUUGAUAAUGGCUGAAAGGGACCGUGAUUCGCUGCUGGUUGAAAACAACCGACUGAAAGUAGAGAUGAAAGGCAUCGCUGACAAGAACCAUCAGCUGGAGCACCACCUAGAGAUGAUCAAGAGACAUACGGUGUCAUUUAUCAUCGACCAGAUGGACUCACUUCAUGUGCAGAAAGACACUACUGUGUAGGGGUGGUUACAAUGCCAGGACAAACAACCAUUAAUGUUUGGAAUACUAUAUUAACAAAAGGACACUACUGUCUAGCAGCGGUAUCCGCAUCGGGACGUGCCAUCAACGUUUGGAAUGCUAACAGAGAGCUUGAAAUCCCCUUGAGAACUGGUUAUGAACAAAUGCCAGUUGCACCAGAAUAUAAUUUUGAUAUCUUGUGUUGAACUUGCCCCAACCAUGUAUGGAAAGGCUUGAAUUGGAAAGAGGUUUUAUUCUUAUCAGGACUGGAAGGAGUGUCAUAAGAAAGGUGCUCUGUAGCGCUGGGAAGAUUUGUCGCAGCUAAGGAAACAUUCUCUGAAGUAACAGAUCAUCUAUUUUUUAUUUAUGUAAAGAUUCUGUUAUUCUCACGAAUGGAUGUAUCAGCCCGUGGAAAAAGAUUUUUGAUUUGGAAACGCAAACAUAUUUUUGUUACCUUGGAAUAAGGAUUGGAAACAUUGGAUUCAUCUUAGUUGCAUUUUGAAGGUCUUCCUGCUAUGUAAAGAAAAGUGCAAGUGAACCUUGCAACCCAGACAGUCCUUGAAGACAUUCUUAUCGGAGCCUUUGUCUAUGUCACUUAAGGGCAUCUUUUCAAUAUUUUUACCAGUUUUGUUUGUAAAUGAGGCAAAGUGAAGACAGUUUUUUCUUUCUUGGAAUUGUGGAGAGUUUUCUUAAGAGACUUCUUCAGAUUGCACAAAUUUUUGCUACUACUUGAGGCAAAUGGCUGAUCAUGAUGCAACGAUGACAACACAGAAACUAAAACAGAAACUCGACAGGGGACCAUGUUGAGAGAGACAGAUCCUAUCUAUUGGAUAUUCAUAGACAGAGGCCUGCCACUACCUGUGCCAUAGAUCAUUGCAGACUCCUUAGAUCUGUCUACAAGGCAUGCACCAACACUUGCUACAACAAGACGUACCAAUCGAUAUUGCAAAAGCAAAUAAGAUUGACCGGCAAAGACAUUUUGCCGUGACAUGGCUAUAAAACAUGGUGUAUUUCUACCAAGACACAAAUUUAUCUUAUGCAUAUUCUACGAUGCCUUGUACAUUAGAUGACUGUAGCAUUCAUUGCCCUAUCAAGAUGGCUGAGCUGUGACAUAUCUUUACCAAGUGCUUUGUAAAACAGAAACAGAGGACGAUUAGCCGAGCCAUCCUGACUGCAUUCUGCUAUUGCCACUGAGUAAUAGUGAAAGAGACAAAAGAUGUUGUUCAAAUUUCCAGUACCUUACAACUGCAACUCAACGCUGCAGAGACAGAACAUCUACUGAGAGCCAGUGAGGCAUUACCAACGAACAAAGCCCUUCUUGCUCUCAGCGGCAAAUAUGUUUCCGAAGUGGAGGAACUGGAUUUGUAGUAUCUUACAACAGCUACUAGUGGCCUGCAUAGCGCCAGAAGGAUGUCAACUCAUCAUGAUCUGGAUAUAGUUUACAAGCUUCAGCUGGCUCUGCUGUGUUUUAAAAAAGUGGUGGAAUUGAAACAUUUUUUUAUUCCAAGGCAUUAGAGAUAGAUUACAUUAUGAGGCUAUCAAAUAUUCCUGAAUGUAUUAGAUUCCAUUCUUAACUGAUGUAUAUAUCCUGGAAGAGACUAGAUUUUUGUAAGAUUUCUUUUUUUAUUUCAUAGAUGCUGCAUUAUGAAAUGGUAGCAUUUCCCCUGAUGAAACAAAAUAUUCAUGUAAAUAUAUCUUACCUCUUGAUUAUGGACAAGUACUGCUAGACAAAAGGGGAAUAAAUAUUGCAAAACAAAGUAUGUUUUUUUUAAUGUAACUUAUAAGUCAGCUUUUUAAUCUGUGUCUAUUUUUGAUGGAAAAUAUUCUUUAUUGCAUGAGACAAAACAGGACACAAAUUUAUUCUAUUUAAAGCAUGCUUCAUAUACAAGACUCGUUAGACACAGCUGCAUAUUGUUGAUUGUUGAUGAGAAGUCUCACAAAUUCAGUUCAUACCUUUGCUUUCUCUCAUUGUGCUAUAUGAGAGAAAAUAAUUUUUAUCAUUUUCUUUUUAAUACUGGCUACAGUGAUGGUUUACUCGCUGUAUAUGUCAUACAUCAGGUUGGGAGGAAAUACAGUGCUAUGACUUUUCAGUAAUGUACAUACACAGCUAUAUUUAACUCUACAAGUGACAGUCAACACAAAACGUUAAGCAUUGCAAUCACUUUGUUACUCUUCAAAGAAAAUAAAUUUGUUACCUGCUGAGUUUGAACGCACAAAAAUGAUGUUUCCAUGAGAAUUCACUGCUGCUUCUUUACUAUUUAAAACAGGGAAGCGCUGCAUCUUUGAAUCUACUGUAUUAUAGGUUUUAAAUGAACGAUUAAUAUCAUCAUAAAUGUAUCAAAUUACAAUCAAAUUAUUUAAUGAAAAACUAUUUCAGACUUCAAGAAAAAAAAAAUUUCAUCCAGAACCAAAUAUUCUUAAGGAAUAUAAAUGCACUUUCAACCGAAAGGGCUUUUUCAAUAUUUUGUUUGCAUUUGUUGCAAAUUUAUCAAACAACAUCAUUAAAACAUUCCAGCAUGUGCUUUUAUAGAUAACACUCAAGAUAGUCUGUUUACAUUUCCAUACUUCUGUGUUUUAUUUAUUGUCUGAUUUGAAUUGCAAUCUAAUUAUAAGAGUUAUUACAUUCAAAGAAUUGAGUGCUGAUAUAAUCCAUUGGAAAAAGAAACAGAACUCAAGAGGAAUUAACAAGAAGAAAAAAAAAAGCAUCCAUUGAUACUUUGAAGAUUCAGGAAGAAUUAGGUAGUUUAGGAAACUAAAAUGUCAGUUCUACAUCUUUAGAUCGAGAGAUAGUCCCUUUAAACCUCAGUUUUUAGUGAAAUAAGUCUUAUAUGCCUGUCUUUUAAAUAUGAUUAGUUCUUCUUAUGAUUAUACAAAUUUUUGAAUUCCUACGUUUAGGCCAGGAAGAGGAAGAAAAAGGGAUAGACAUUGAGUGGGAGAGACACACACUUGAAUAGAAAUAGGGAACAGAAAUGAAAAUAACACACAGACAGCUGAAGUUACAGAUAGAUAUGUACAGACAUAUGGACAGACAAGUGUACAAACUCUUGGGACCAGACAGACAAACAGAUAGGACAUAAACUGGAGAAGCAAUGGAAAGAGGACAGAGACAGACAUACAGACAGACAAGUAAUGAAGAGACCAAAAGGCAUGGACAUUGAGACACAGACAGACAAAAACACACAGGUAAGUAAUCCUUUAAAUGGACAAAAAGACAGACAGUCAUUCAAGUAUUUGAAUAGACAGACAUGCUACAUAGAGGGCAAAGAGAGAUAUGGAUGAGCAAAAAAGGCACAGACAGAUAGGAGAUAGAGUUACAGACAUAGACAAACUGACAGACAGAUAGUAGCAGAUGUAGACUGACAGACAAACAAUUAGAAACAGACUAAUGGAUGAACAGACUAUUAGAAGCAGAAAGAGUACAAAUAAGUAAACACUUGGACUGACGGACAAGUCUACAAUCAUUUGGAUUGACAGAUAAGAUGAGUGGAAGGCAAAGAGAGGGAGAAAUGGAUAAUAAAUAAAACAAGAGACACAGAUGCAGGAAAGAAAUAGAGAUAAAGAUACAGACAAACUGACUGACUUGUAGACUGACAGACAUUGAGGAGCAGUCAGUAAACAAAUAUGUGAAUGAUGAGAAACGUAAGGACAGACAUUCCUACAAACAAGCAUUUUGACAGACAAGACGAACAGGAAAAGAGAGAGAGAGACAGAUAUAGAAAUGAAAUGCAUCAACAAACACAGACAGAUAUGAGCAAAAGUUACAUAAUCGGACUGACAGAUAGACAGACAACGAAACCAGACAAAUGAUGAGAAGCAGAUUAAAAGAAUGACUGGUAGAAGAUGAGAAACAGACAGAGACGCACACGAAUGGACAGACAUUUAUGUACAGAUGUAUACACUACAGAUAGCUUGACAAAUAUUCUGAUAGAUAUAGAAGACCACUAAACCGAAGAGAAAAAGAGAGAACAAAGGGAUGGAUAAACAAGAGGCAAAAUUGAGAUAACGACACAGUCGGAAUUGGACAAAACACUGACAGACAAAAGAUUGGAAGCAGACAAAGAGACACACAGAUGGACAGAUAUACGACUGGACCUUAAUUUUCAGACUUUUAAAUAUUGACAGGACCAAUUUUCUAUUUUAAAUGCUUAUAAUAGAGAAAUGGUGACUGAUGUACACAUUAACAAAGUUGACGUACCGGUACUGGGAAAUCUGGGAUUUUAAGAAUACUAGGGUAAAAUGUGUACCGGUAUGCAAAUAUGCAAAUAUUGUAAGAAAUAUAGAUUGGUUAGAUUGUACUGUUUACAAUACAUGUUGACUAUUGGAAAGGACAUAACCUUGUAGUUUGUACAAAUAUAGGAAUGAAAAAAUAUGGGGCCUAUAUUUCAUCAUAGUAAUUUUAGUAAUUCAUUUUGUUUGAACUAAAGUGUUUCAGGUCUGGCAAGUUGGACAUAACAGAAUUGGUCAUUUUGACCAUGUGUACAUCUUUAUUUUGCGAAAAUAAAACUUUAGUGAAUACAUCUGUGCUAUUUUACAUUUCUUACAUUGCCUAAAAACUGAGAAUUGUAUGGUAUUGGUCAUAUUUUCUAUGAUCUAAUUACAUACUUAAACCAAACCAAAACCUAAACCAAAACGAGGGUUUAACUAGAACUCUUUCAAUGACUACAGGCCUGUGGAUUUACUUUUGGACUAUCUGUAUAUUAGAAGUGGAGAAACCAUCUGUUAAGAGCAAGAAGGAUGUUAAAUUGAUGUAAACGUUGAUGAAUUAAUGCCCUUCUAGCACUCAACAGAUGUAAAUAGUGUUUAUUGUUAUUCUGCUUCAGCUGGACUGGGGUAUCUUUUUGA